AUGUUGAAGUCCGAAACAAAGAUUGCGGUCAAGUUAAUCAUAUUGUCAGUAUUUAUCCAUAUGUGGUCGCCAGGCUUUCAAUUUCUUUCGAAUCAGUUCACUUACUAUAGAUUUCUGAGGGAUGCAGGUUUGCCUUAUGAACCACCCACAAAAAAUAAAUCCCUUCCUGAUCCAGAUAAGGAACUGAGAGAUGAAGUUCAAAAGAAAACAGCACAUUUUGUCCCACUAUUGAACAUUGCUCUAUUGAUCCCCGGAAUCAUGUCAUCAUUCAUCAUUAGUUCUCUCUCUGAUCAUUAUGGUCGACGUGUAGCAAUGGGAGUUUUAUGUAUUGGUUUAACCUCGAAUGCAAUAAUUUCAUCCUUUGUAAUUUUGCUUGAACUGAAUAUAAACUUUUUAAUUCUGGCAUGUUUAAUGUGCGGUCAGAUAUCAGUUUGUUUUGCUGAUAUUACAAAGAUUCCCAGUGAAGAAGAGCAAGUACUAGUUAACUCUAAAAAUCGACAGGCAUCAUUGGAACGCCGUCGUCUUUUGUAUUUGGGUGUUUACGAUGGUAUUUGCGUUCUGUCAUCAGCUGGAGCAGUCACUGUCACAGGUGUGCUGAUUGAUCACUACGGAUUUGUAGCAACAUGCUUAGUACUACUAUCUCUUUGUGCUUUGUCCAUUGGUAUUCUCUGGUGUUUACCGGAAACCCAGCUUAUUAAUGUCCAGGUGCAUAGCCCUCCAGUUGUUGGUGAUAAUCUCGGUGCUGAUGUAUCUCCGUGUAUAGAUGUCAAUCACAAUGAUGUUCAGUUUCUUUCCAAUGACCAGUUAGAAUCAAAUAAUAGUUGGUUGUCAAAAUUAACUUCGAUGUUUUUUUUAGUCCGUGAUGCCAAUGUGACUACUAUUUUCGUCAUUGUAGUUUUGUUUUUAACAACUCUAACUACUUACGGUGAAGGGCAGUAUACAUUUUUGUACCUUAUGGGACCUCCGUUUAAUUGGUCAGUGGAUCAGUAUGGAUAUUAUAGUGGGAUUAGUAAUGCUCUUCUGGGUUUGCAGAGUUUUCUACUGAUUGUAUUAACCAUUCGUUGGAUGAAAGUAGUUAAACAGCAUCGACCGAGUGAAUCUACACAUGAACCACUACUUACUAACCAAUCAGUUUCAAGUUACGAUUCUGUACAUGAAGUGGAUUCGGUUGAAUUUACUAGUAAUGGGAGUACAAUCAAUCCUGUUGUCCAGAAUCAAGUAUUACGUGCUCGUCGUCGUACGAUUAAAUAUGCAUUACUUGGAAUGUUCUCAAUUGUUGUUAGUAAACUCCUCAUGGGGAUAGCCUACUUGUUAUCUUAUCCCGGCCACAAUAUUUUGAUAUUAGUUAGUCUAAUCAUUUGUACUUUUAGAUCAGCUGUUGUACCAGUACUGAAAUCAUUUGUAUCAUCUAUUUACACGUCUAAAUUACAAAGUCGUCUAUUUUCUGUGAUUGCUGUAUCCGAAUACUUGGGUCUUUUAACUGGCAUGGCAACACUGCCUUUUAUUUAUGCUGCUAGUGUCAGUUACUGUUCGGGUACAGUGUUCAUUGUAUCCUCAGGUUUGGCGUUGAUUGCUUUUGUACUGUUACUGUAUGUGUCUCGUUACACUAAGGGUGAAAUUCGAAGAAUUAAUCUCAAUUAG
Molecule: messenger RNA, 1641 nt
Organism: Trichobilharzia regenti
Lineage: Eukaryota; Metazoa; Platyhelminthes; Trematoda; Strigeidida; Schistosomatidae
Source: the annotation of a GenBank genome assembly